Vigna unguiculata (cowpea) is the source of this 420-nucleotide messenger RNA. RefSeq lists its product as uncharacterized. The record is from RefSeq and is a predicted model, not a curated record. Lineage: Eukaryota; Viridiplantae; Streptophyta; Magnoliopsida; Fabales; Fabaceae.
AUGUCGGCAUUGAUGGUGAAGGAGCUAGAGCUGAUCGAGAAGCUCCGAGAUAUGAAUUUGGGAUUACAUAUCGAUAAGAGGAGAAGGUCGCUUGAGUUUGAGGCAAGUGACCAUGUAUUCCUCAAGGUUACACUGACAAUUGGUAUUGGGAGAUCUCUCAAGUCGAGAAAGCUGACUCAUAGAUUCAUCGGGUCGUACCAGAUCACGAGGAGGAUUAGACCAGCAGCUUAUAAGAUUUCUUUGCCACCUAACCUGGAAAACCUGUACAAUGUCUUCCAUGUAUCACAACUGAGGAAGUACAUUGCAGAUCCCACGCAUGUACUAGAGGAAGACGAUGUUCAAGUAUGCGAGGAUCUAACAGUUGGAGUUGGACCAGUGAGAAUCUUAGAUUCUCAAGUCAAGCAACUCAGAGGAAAGUAG